This is a messenger RNA of Trichomycterus rosablanca, 2384 nucleotides long. It is a transcript of the gene fgf13a, whose product is annotated as fibroblast growth factor 13a. NCBI's taxonomy places the organism in Eukaryota, Metazoa, Chordata, Actinopteri, Siluriformes, Trichomycteridae. The coding region runs from base 127 to 867 and encodes 246 amino acids. The transcript is spliced from 5 exons. The record is from RefSeq and is a predicted model, not a curated record. Gene Ontology annotation, cellular component: cytoplasm; nucleus. Gene Ontology annotation, biological process: regulation of voltage-gated sodium channel activity. Gene Ontology annotation, molecular function: growth factor activity; sodium channel regulator activity.
GUGAGCGGGUAACGGUGCGCUUUCGGUGUUAGAAUCCCGAGGCUGAGGAGCUGAGACGCGCGCCCGCACCCGCACCCGCACGCACGCACAGGUUUCGGGGGGGGGGGUCUCGGAGGCACCCUGGCUAUGGCGGCGGCGAUCGCCAGCUCCCUGAUCCGCCAGAAGAGACAGGCGAGGGAGCGCGAAAAAUCAAACGCCUGUCGAUGCACCAACAGUCCGAGCAAAGCCAAAAGUCCAUGUGAGAAACCCAGCCGCCUUAGUGUCUUCUCCCGGGUCAAACUCUUCGGUAACAAGAAACGGAGGAGGAGGCGACCAGAGCCCCAGCUGAAGGGGAUCGUGACGAAGCUGUACAGCCGGCAAGGCUUCCAUUUGCAGCUUCAGGCAGAUGGAACCAUUGAUGGGACUAAAGAGGAGGACAGCAGUUUCACUAUGUUCAACCUCAUCCCAGUGGGUCUGCGAGUGGUAGCCAUCCAGGGCGUCCAGACCAAACUCUACCUUGCCAUGAACAGUGAAGGCUACCUGUACACAUCAGAACAUUUUACUCCAGAGUGCAAAUUUAAGGAGUCGGUGUUUGAGAACUACUACGUGACGUACUCGUCUAUGAUCUACAGACAGCAGCAGUCAGGCAGGGGCUGGUACCUGGGCCUGAACAAAGAGGGUGAAAUCAUGAAGGGAAACCAUGUAAAGAAGAACAAGCCUGCUGCACAUUUCCUUCCCAAACCAUUGAAAGUGACCAUGUAUCGGGAGCCUUCUCUGCAUGACCUGACUGAGUUCUCACGCUCUGGCAGCGGUACGCCCACCAAGAGCCGGAGCGCGUCAGCCGUCCUCAACGGAGGCAAAGCUGUAAGUCAGCACGAGUCCACGUAGCCCAGCUGCUCAGGCCCGGCCCGCUUACCCUGCGCCUUCACCGAAACCUCCGGACGCUCGUGACUUCACGCAAACUUCUCUUCAAAGGAAAUUCUAACUAAACAAAAACAAAUAAAAGAAACUCUUUGUGGUUCAGGACAAAGACGACUAACGGCAACACAGUGCAAGUCAACACAUUUUGAUUGGUUUUUGAAUUGGAUUGCUGUAAAUUAGUAAAGGAGUUUGACCUUUUCAGCACAGUAACAAGCAAACUAUGAACUUUGUAGCCUUUGAUAUGGUGGGCCAUUCAGUACAGUAUCUCUCAGGUUGGAUCUAGUUGCUUCUGAGUUGGAUUUCCUUUUUUUUUUUUUUUGUUCCUUUACGAUCACCAGUGAUGCAAUCGAGGGUUCCAGUAGCGAGAUGCCCCAGCCCUCUGUGUGUAAAUCGGUCAUGCAUUGAGGCAGACCAUAAUACUCCAUCCUAGUGCAAGUGCACUUGCUCUGAGGAUAAUUUUUCAGGUGUGCCAUAUCUUGGAAUCAGCAUCAAGAGGUAUGCAUCUCACCCCCUUACUAAAGGCUUCAAUUAGCCGUUUAUAACGUUUAUGAAUAUUCAGUCCUGCGUCACCCCUUCAUAUCAGUGUUCUUCAGAGCUCGGUCAUUGAAAGGAGAUUCCAGCACACCAAAGAAUGACGUGUAAGAAUCCCUUUAAGAUCGGUAAGCAUGCCAGUAUAUAUAAAAAUGACAGAAAGUGAUAACACGUUUAUGUUUUUUGUGAGGAAAGCUGUUUGAGGUGGGCUUCUCGCGUACAGGUGAGGGCUCGGUGUUCUAAAAGUCAGUGCUUUUGCUGAUGUGUGCGGUACAAAUACUGGCAUGUCCCUUUCAUGUCUUUCCUGGUUUUCAAUGUCUGUGUCAAAUCCCUCUUUAGUGCGUCCGCAUCGCCUGCUUAUGUGUGUUCUCUCUUUCGUCUGAAGGUUGGUUGUCCGUACUAAUGGCUUCCAAGAUGAGUUAUUCGCCCCAUUUCGUAACCCUGGUUUCUAUUAUGUGUACGAGUAGUUUAUCGUGGUGGUGGUGGUGGUUUUUCUAUUUAAAGAAAAGACAUUCUGUUGAAUUUUAGGUGGCUUAACAUUUUAUAGGAUACGUCUUAUUUGUAAAAGUGAACAAAGAAAACUUUCUUGUACAGGGCAUGUAAAUCAAGUUGUGUACAAUGAGGACCCUUUUGUGGGCUACUGUAUGUCCUCUUUUUCUCUUCGGGUGGGCUGUUCUCUCAGCUGUAUGCUUCCGGGGUUUUCUGCAUUGUUUUUUUUAAGGUGAAAAUAUCUGUUGCAUGGGAGACAUUGGGAACUGGAGGACUAGAGCUGCAUGAUUUAGGCUAUGUGUAUUUACCCCAUGUUGGAUUACGUGUUCUAAACUACCAGGAUACAACGAGAAAACAACCAUGUCUCUAUGGGCUCUGUGCCCGGUACCUUCCAGUUGUUUCUUAUUUGUUGUACACACAAAAUGCACUGAAUAAAAUGUUUAUAUUAUGCUAUACUUUUAAAA